GUACGGCGAUUCGCGAUUCACAUUCGUGCUGUUCCGAUGUUCAUUAAUUAAUCGUUCUCGCGAUGUUGCGAUACUUUCAGUUGAUUUUGCAAGUCGUCUUAGUGCUUUUGGUAAAUGAUGCCACUCAGGAGAAGAUGUUUUCCGAAGUGCCGAUCUGUUUCGAUAUAAUCAAUUGCAACGUCUGUCAUCACAAUGGCAUGCUUCUGAAUGUUACUGAGUCUUACUCGAUCUUCCUUUCGCAUUUGGAUAUUCAGAACUUGAGUCUCGUGGGAAUUUGGGAGAACGCUUUUAAGAACCUGACGACAACAGGUUUGUCCUUCGCAGAAGGUAAUCAGAUAUCUGUCGUGAAGAAGGAAUGCUUCCGCGGUUUGCCGGAAUUGUCUUUACUUUCCUUGGACAACAACUUGGUGCCGUUGUCAAGACAUUUGUUCGCGGAAUUGGGAGGCCUGACUUGGCUGUCUCUGAAAAACAACAGCAUCGACAGUAUACCGGAAGACACGUUCGCAGGCCUGUCGAACUUGAGGAAGCUUUCCCUGGGUUUCAACCGUAUCACCGCCAUCCGCUCGAAUUUCUUCUUGAUUCCCAGUCUGUAUAAACUGGAUCUCAACAAUAACGAAAUAAUCGAAGUGCCGCCGUACGCUUUCAGUGCUUUAACGCAAUUGGCUUUCCUCAACCUGGAACACAAUAAACUACAAAAGAACUUUACAACCGACAGUUUCCGUGGGCUUAACCAACUGAUAUCUCUUAGCCUAAAUAACAAUAAUAUUACAAGUGUCUCCGGUGGAAUUUUCCGACAUCUAGUAAAACUAUUUAUUCUUCUACUGGGUCAUAAUCAAAUCGGUAUUCUCGAACCCGGAACAUUCAAGAAUCUGUCUCAUUUGCGUUCAUUAUUUCUACAACAUAAUAAAUUGACUCACCUUACAGUCGGUAUCUUCGACGGUUUAACCGAACUACGAAACAUCUACAUAUAUAACAACUACCUUCAGAAUAUAACGGCCGACGUUUUUCGAGGACUGAACAAUUUACAGUCUCUCUCACUUAAUGAAAAUCGGAUAACGAGCGUCACUGGGUCGCCUUUCCGUGACCUAGUCAAAUUGGAAGAACUCCUUCUUCAGCAAAAUGAAAUCAGCACUCUUGAGCCUGGCACGUUUCAAGGACUAUCUCGCUUGACUUACUUGAAUUUGAGCAACAACAAAUUAUCUUACAUUGUAGUCGGCCUAUUUGCAGGAAUGUUUGAGAUGCAGUCACUCGAUCUAUCUUACAAUAACAUUUACACGAUUGAUCCUGGCGCUGUCGCGAACCUCAUUAAUCUGCAUAAUAUCAUACUGGUAGGCAAUAAUGUUACCGAAAUUGCCAUGAAGUGCCCCGUCUUGUUGAAGUCAGCGAUGCAAUCAGCCUCUUGAAGAUCUUCCGCAAAGUCGUUUUAAGAAUGUGCAUCAUUGUGUCCAGCAUUACUUCGAAUUACCAAUUAUUGCGAUGUAUACAAAAUAUAAACGUACUUUUCGGAAACAUGUUAAAGGAAGCAUGAGAAAAACGAUAUAGGCGAUAAGAUAUUGUAUAUUAUGUUCUGGGAGAUUAACAUUUAAUAGAACGUUAUAUAUCGCAAUAGACAUGUUAUUUCUGUAACGUGAUAAUGAAUAACUUGCUUUGUAAAAUUUGUUACAUUUGUGAUCCUCUUUACGCUAAAAUGGAUUUGUCUAAGGAUGUUGAAUAACCAUUUAAUAACAAUAAUAAUAUCUGAAUUGAAAGAUAUCAAAAUUCAAUGUGCCGACUGCCACUGUUUAAAUAUAAGACAUCCACAUUUGUUUUUCCGCUCAUUGAAUUUCCUCAGCCGUCGAAUAUUAUUCGGAAAUUUUAUUAUUCCCUGCUUUUAACUCGAGCAUUUUGCGUUAAAGCUCAACGAUUUUUUCCUUGAAAAUAUAUACACAAUAAUUUAAUAAUAA
Dinoponera quadriceps is the source of this 1943-nucleotide messenger RNA. Its product is annotated as insulin-like growth factor-binding protein complex acid labile subunit. The record is from RefSeq and is a predicted model, not a curated record. Lineage: Eukaryota; Metazoa; Arthropoda; Insecta; Hymenoptera; Formicidae. Gene Ontology annotation, molecular function: protein binding. Bases 63 to 1403 code for a protein of 446 amino acids. The transcript has a single exon.